Messenger RNA from Miscanthus lutarioriparius, 1062 nucleotides. Lineage: Eukaryota; Viridiplantae; Streptophyta; Magnoliopsida; Poales; Poaceae. The record is from the annotation of a GenBank genome assembly.
AUGGUGGUCUUCGCCAAGGGUGAGCUCGAGCAGAUCGCCCUGCCGGCGGCGGAGCCGCCCCCAGUCGACGUGCGGUGGGUGGACCUGUCCGCCCCGUCUGGCCCGGCGCGCGAGGCCGCGGCGCGCGCGCUGGUGGCGGCGUGCGAGGAGCACGGCUUCUUCCGGGUGAUGGGCCACGGCGUGCCGCCCGAGCUCGUACGCGCCGCGGAGGCCGCGGCGGCCAGGUUCUUCGCGCGGCCGCAGGGCGAGAAGGAGCAGGAGGCCCCCACGCUCGGGUAUGGCAGCAAGCGCAUCGGCGGCAACGGCGACCUCGGCUGGGUCGAGUACCUCCUGCUCGGCGUCACCCCCGCCGGCGCCGCCGUGCCCACCGCCUCCGCGUCCUCCUCAACAUUGCCAUGCGCCGCCGCCGCCGCGGCCACCGCCGCCGCAGGCGCCUCGUCGCCGUCCGCGCCGACCGGGCCGUUACGGGACCUUCUGGACGAGUACACGGUGGCCGUGCGGCGGAUAGCGUGCGCGGUGCUGGAGCUGAUGGCGGAGGGGCUGGGCAUCGCCGGCGCCGGCUCCGGCGACGGGGACGCACUGGCGCGGCUUGUGACGCGCGCGGACAGCGACUGCAUGCUGCGGGUGAACCACUACCCUCCGCGGCCGGCGCUGAACCCCAGCCUGACGGGGUUCGGCGAGCACACCGACCCGCAGGUCAUCUCGGUGCUCCGUGCCAACGGCACCUCCGGCCUGGAGAUCGCGCUGCGGGACGGCGCCUGGGCCUCCGUUCCGCCCGACGGCGACGCCUUCUUCGUUAACGUCGGCGACACCCUGCAGGUGUUGACGAACGGGAGGUUCAGGAGCGUGAGGCACAGGGUGGUGGUGAACAGUGAGAAGUCCCGGGUGUCCAUGGUCUUCUUCGGCGGCCCGCCGCCCGGCGAGAGGCUGGCGCCGCUGCCGCAGCUGCUGGGCGACGGCGGCCGGAGCCGGUACCGGGCCUUCACCUGGAGCGAGUUCAAGACCAGCGGGUGCAGGACCAGGCUCGCGGAAGACCGCCUGUCCCGCUUCGAGAACAAGUAG